AUGGCGGCGGUGCCGCUUUUCAAUCUCGCGCCCGACAUGGCCGUCUCAAGGCUCUGCUUAGGCACGAUGACAUUCGGCGAGCAGAACUCCUUGCCUCAGUCUCUCCAGCUGCUCGACAGAACCUUCGAAUCCGGAAUCAAUUUCUUCGACUCUGCCGAGAUGUAUCCGGUGCCGCAGCGUCUGGAAACUCAGGGAAGGAGUGAGGAGUAUUUGGGGCGGUGGAUAAGGUCGAGAAAAAUCCCGCGUGACCGCGUGGUUCUUGCUACAAAGGUUAGUGGGCCAUCGGGGCAAAUGACGUGGAUUCGAAAUGGACCAGACAGCCUUGACGCCAAGAAUAUAGCCGAGGCACUUGAUAAUAGUUUGCUUCGCCUGCAAAGUGACUACAUUGACUUGUAUCAAAUUCAUUGGCCUGACCGAUACGUUCCUAUGUUUGGAGAAACUGAGUAUGACCCGUCCCGAAACUUUGCUUCUGUCAGUUUUGAGGAACAGUUUGGUGCACUCGACAAAGCUGUUAGUGCUGGUAAGGUAAGAUAUAUCGGGCUGAGUAAUGAAACACCAUAUGGUCUCAUGAAAUUUCUCCACAUUGCUGAGAGCGUCAUUAAUGCUAGAAUAGUAUCUGUGCAGAACUCUUAUAACCUUCUUAAUCGAAAUUUCGAUGGCGGGAUGGCCGAGUGUUGUCAUCACGAGAGGGUAUUCUUAUUGGCCUACAGCCCUUUGGCUAUGGGCAUUCUAUCUGGGAAGUAUCUCUCACUUGAUGGAUGCCCGGCAGAUGCUCGCUUGAAUCUUUUUAGAGGGAGGUAUGCUGAAGGGGAGUCAAGAUACAACUUGUCUAAAGAUAUCAUUAGAAAAGCCACUGAAUUAUAUAUAUCCGUUGCGGAAAAGCAUGGUGUUCAUCCUGUAUCACUCGCAAUAGCUUUUGUUUUAAGACACCCUCUUGUAGCAAGUGCUGUUUUCGGAACAACUAAACUGUGGCAGCUCGAGGAAGUACUGAAUGGUUGCACUGUGCAGCUUACUCCAGAGAUAGUUGCGGAAAUUAAUGAAGUUCAUUCAGCUUUUCCUAAUCCUUGUCCCUAA
This is a messenger RNA of Striga hermonthica, 1074 nucleotides long. NCBI's taxonomy places the organism in Eukaryota, Viridiplantae, Streptophyta, Magnoliopsida, Lamiales, Orobanchaceae. The record is from the annotation of a GenBank genome assembly.